CGCAUUUGCACUCCUGACACACUAAGUCGGUGUCAGACACUGUAGGUGUCUGUGUUGUGUCUCUGCAUGUCCUGUAAAUUCCACUUCAGCUUCGAGGGACAUUGUGAUGAAGCCGCUGAACUGAUCUCAUUGACAUUUCAGAUUAGCACUAAGCAGAGCACCCCUGCCCCAUCUUUCUCUCUCUCUGAGGGUCUCUGUCAGUGAGAAAGGAUUAAGAUAGCAUUUUGUUUUUAAAAAAAAGAUUUUGGACUGACUUCUUUUUCGGGAGGCUGAAGAACAGGUGGAAGUGCCAGAGCUCAGCUCGCUUUUACACUGGCCUGCAAUCAGCUGGAGGAGUGAGUCUCUCUGUCUGUGGGUUGAAUCUAGUUGGCUUCAACAAUUCUGCGUGAUUCGAAUGCAAACAUUUAUAUUUGCUUUUAGCGAAGAUGAUGAUGGUGAGCGACGACUGCCUGGUGGAGUGUAAGAUUGACGACAGCGAUGAAAACGACGAAGGGGAAGAACAGAUAAACACUCCCCCUCCUCCCCCAGAGUUUGCAUCCAAAUCCUCAACCCCUGCACCCAAAGCUCCAACUCCACCUGGAGCUCUGACUACGCCCAGGGCCCCGACUCCACCCAUAGCUCCAGCUCCACCUGCUGCUCCUCCUACAGCAGCAGCUACUCGUCCUGUCAGCAGGGAUCCUCGUGGUAUCAACCAGCACCUAAAGGUGGAGGUCAGUGAUGUGUUGGCAGAACCCAGCAAACCUCACAGCAUAGACCAAGUGUGGAUUUACAGCGUCACUGGCUUUGAGAAUGCUCGUAUCUGGACGUACCAGUGCCUCUCCUUGCUUUUUGCUGUGCCCUGCGCUCUCGUUUGUGGCAUUUUCCUGGCCAUUCUUACCUGCCUUCAUGUCUGGUUUCUGGUUCCCUGCAUACAGCUGAGCAACACUUUCCUUCCAUGCCUGCGGUCCUUGUGUAUGUGUGCCGUCAACGUUGUCAUCUCUCCAUUCUGUGCAUCUGUUGCUCUCUGCUGCAGCCAAAUCGCAAUUUCACUGUCGAACAAGGACUGGAUUCAAAUGAAAGACAAAGACACAGUAUGAAUGCAAGAUAUGCACUCAGUGGGUGACUGAGUGAAUGCUUAAAUUGGGGGCCUAUUUCUCAUUUCUUUCUUUUUCUUCAUGUUUUUUUUUAUUUAUGUUUUAUUAACCUGCUCUGUUAAUCCUACUCAAAAUGUUUUCUACAUGUAAACCAAUUUCUGCUAUUGUUUCCACCAUCAGGCUAUAAAGAAAUGUACUGCUACUACUGCUACUACUAUUAUUAUUGUUGUUGUUGUUGUUAAUCAUUUGAUUUCUGGUUUAUUUGUAUGAAAGCUGAAACAAACUACAAAUAAAAAUGUCAA
This is a messenger RNA of Maylandia zebra (zebra mbuna), 1375 nucleotides long. Lineage: Eukaryota; Metazoa; Chordata; Actinopteri; Cichliformes; Cichlidae. The record is from RefSeq and is a predicted model, not a curated record.